AAUGGGUUUUCUUUAUGGAUUUCUGCAGUUUCUGAUAGCAUGAUCAGCUAGGCAUUUUAUCGAACAGGUAAUAUGCAUACAAAACAAAGCGCCAAAACACAUAUGAAACGGUCAUCUUCUAAUAAGAUCAGCUCCAUUUCAACCUCAAUUACUACUUACAACAAACCCAAUUCAUAAAAUUACUGAAACACAAAUCUUGUUGAAUAUAUAGAGAAAGAAACAACAAAUUAACAAUAAAAAGAAAAGGGUUUUCAGUUGGUGUUGAGCGUUGAAGCAUCUCAAAUUCAACUUUACCUCCUUCGCCAAUUCAGCUCUUCCUCGAGCUUACGGCAUCUUCUCCGCCAAUCAUUCAGCACUCUUGUUUUUGUUGGGCAAUGCAAAAAGCCCACCCAAAAAUGCGGGCCGGCCCGCUAUAAAUUUUCAUAUUUACUUGGCCCGAGUUGCUGUUCCUGUUUUCCACCACUCCAAUCGGCUCUCCUCCAUUGAAACACUAGCGCCGACCCUCCCUUCACUCUUCCACCCAUCGCGCCGCCGCCGCCGCCGUUUCCAUCGUCCCUCUCCACCGCCGUGAUACCCAUCGCGCCGCCGCCGCCGCCGUUUCCAUCGAUGAAAUUGAAAUUGGCUCUGUAUCUGGAGGACGAGGAGAUUCCGUACUCCGAAGACUCUUCUGUAUGGUCGGCGCCGCCGGUGGUGGUCUUCCCAUGUGAUGAUUCUGAAGAUGGUGGUGUAACUCUUGGGAUGCAAUGCCACCAACUGAUGGAUAAAGCCGGAUUAGCUGAAGGUGCGGUCUAUGAGCUAACAAAUGAGCUUCGACUUAGUAUCACGGAUGCAGUGAGAUCCAAAAUCUCAUCUUUGGAGAUCGAGCUGCUGAAUGAAAAUGAACAAUUUUGCUCAGUGACAACUGAAAUUGAGAAAUACACAGAACUACAGCAGGAGAGGGAGACAAAAUUAGACUUGCAGUAUCAACGCACAAUUGCACAAGCCCUGGAUAAUUACUUGGGAUCUGUACAGAGGGAUUAUGAGUACAUUUCCCAAGUAGAAGAAAGAAGAAUUAGAGAUGAUAUUGCUCAAAGAAAAGAAAAGGCAAUCCAGGAAGAAAAGAUACGGCAAGAUAGGAUCAAAGCACAAGAGGAGGCCAAACUAAAAUUUGAAAUGGCUGAGAUAGCUAAAGUAGGGGCUCUAGAGGCUGAGAAGAAAGCUGCUGAAGAGGCUGCAGCCAAACUCGCUUCUGAAAGCUUAGACACUGCUCCUAAUGCAGGGAAAGAUUCCAAGGAAGCCCCCAGGCCCUCAGUAAGAAACAUAAUUAGAGCUUCAGAAAAUGCUCUUGAAUUGGAAAAGAGGAGGCAGCAAAUUUAUGAAGAAUUGUCUACAAAAAACAAGGCCCUAAAUCAGGAUUAUCACAGCCUUGGAAAACUUAUAGGCAGACUAAUUAGAACAAUCUCAGCUACCAUGGAAAAUAUCUGGACAAGGGCAGAAGAAAUAGUGAAGCUGAUUAAUAGUCCACAAUAUCCGCAGUCCAUCAGUAUAAAAUUAUUUGCAGAAAAGAUUGUCUCCAACUGCACAAAUCAAAGGAGCUCUAAUGCCAUAUUCGCCGCCAGUCGUGUUGUUGUUAUUGUGACAUCUAAGAUCCCAUUAGCCAUGGAUAUUGUCAUUGCUGAGUUGAACAGAGCUUGCACCUACACAGUUCCAAAGCACAUAAGUUACUCAGAGGAAGCAUUCAGAACCAAAGAUGAUUACUUCAAAGCUAUUGGUUACAUGGAAGUAGAUGGCAAGAUUGAGGGCCUCGAUGAGUAUGUAGAAAGGUUGAGCUCUUAUAUGAAACUAUACGGAGCUCUAGUGCAGGCUGAAGUUGGAGGCUUCCACAACCUGCAUGGAACCAAGGAAGGUUGGGCAUGGCUUGCAAGAUUCUUGAACACGAUUCCCGCGAAUCUGUUUACUGCAGUUGCCCUGGAUUCCUUUCUGGGUAUGGCUGGAUACGGAAUGUACUGUCGAUACAAAAAUCAAUUUGAGAAGCUGCUGAGCACCAUUGCCCGCGACUAUCUGAGUGCGUUACAAGAAGGUGGUGGAGAGUCGAGGAGCGCCAAGGUCAGCAAGGUGAAGAUGUCGAUUCGAAAUUAUAUCGAGUCGAAGCAGUACAUGAAAGAACCUGAAGGAUUGCAAUUGAGAAGCCAUCUAGACUCACAUGUCCAUUGUUGAUGCUUUGGUUGUUUGCUGAUCAUCCAUUUAUGUAUAUAUGCAGUUUUUCUGCCUAAUUGGUUUGGUCACCCUAUAGAGCUUGUUUAUGUUAUCUCAGGAAAAUUAGGCAUAUAUUAGAGUUUUAGCCAAUUUUGUAUCACCCAUUGCCCGCGGCUUCUCUACUAGUAUAAUUUAUCGUGUAAUUUUUUUUU
Messenger RNA from Salvia miltiorrhiza (redroot sage), 2387 nucleotides. Its product is annotated as mRNA export factor GLE1-like. Gene Ontology annotation, molecular function: inositol hexakisphosphate binding; translation initiation factor binding; phospholipid binding. Gene Ontology annotation, cellular component: nuclear pore cytoplasmic filaments; nuclear pore; cytoplasm. NCBI's taxonomy places the organism in Eukaryota, Viridiplantae, Streptophyta, Magnoliopsida, Lamiales, Lamiaceae. Bases 607 to 2196 code for a protein of 529 amino acids. The record is from RefSeq and is a predicted model, not a curated record. The transcript is spliced from 13 exons. Gene Ontology annotation, biological process: regulation of translational initiation; regulation of translational termination; poly(A)+ mRNA export from nucleus.